CAUACUAAAAACCUUAAAGGUCAGCUAUAUACGAUUAUCAAUACGUAGGCGAGAUUUAGUCAAAAAAAUUCGAAUUAAACUAGAAACCCAUUUACUUCAUUCGUUUGCUUCUUCGUUUUUGUGAUAUUUUUUCACAUUUUCUAAAGAAUGUAAGCCAAGUAAUUAAGCAAGUGUGCGUUUAUGUGUAUGCAUGAAUAACCAACCAACCAAUCAACCAACCAACGAACAAGCCAGACAACCAGCCAAAUAUCAGUCAGUGAAGUGUCAAUUGUUUUGAUCAGUAUUUGCAAUGAGCGUUUUUAGUUGAUUUUCAAGUCACUGUGUACGCGGUCAUAUAAGACCGGUUGUGAUGGGAGUUCGCUUUUUAUAGUUUUUCUUUUCUUUUUUUUUUCUAAAACAAAAAAAUUCAAAAUUCAUUUUAUGCGAAUUUAAUCUGUUCAAUGAAAUGAAAUUGGAAGCUUCGUCGGAAAAUUGGUCACUGCCAGGAAUUUGGCUGCGCAAAGUAUUUAAAUCGAUUCCUCCUAACCUUAUGGUCAGAUGGCGUAAUAAUACGGAUGCUAUGAUUGAAGCCCAAUAUCCGACACCCGGUGAAUUUGAGUAUAUGGAAUGUGGACCAUCGCCACCGGCUGAAAGUGCGCCCAGUAUGUAUGAUAGCUUCGAAGAACCCACUAGUGAAUUAAGCGUGCAAAUCUGCAAUGACACUUUGCGAAUCAGCCUUAUCGAUCAAAUGAAAAACGCCGCUGGCCGUAUACGCUAUUUUGAGGAUAUCGAGCAGGGUAAUGUUAUAGCGGAAAGUACAAAAACUCAUUUCGAGUCAUCAUCGAAAAUUGAAAAGAAUUUAUGUUUUCUUUGGUCCGCAUUUCUGAAAAGAUGGGAUUUAUUGCAAAGCUUUUUAGAUAUCGGAGCCGAAUUAAAUUUUUACGAUCAAAAUGGCAUAACAGCCCUGCAUUUAGGAGCAUUCAGCAAUUGCUUAUCUACACUAAGCUGCUUAGUGGGUAAGGGUAUGAAUGUAAAUUUCCAACCGAAAUGCUAUACGCCGCUGCAUUGUGCGGCUUUUGGGAAUUCAGCGGAAGCUGCGAAAUUUUUAAUCAAUAAUGGAGCGCACACAAGCAUAGAUACAAAUAAGCCAAAUUGCGAGGAAAGUUUAUUGCAUUGUGCGGUAAGAGCCAAUGCUUUAGAAUGUCUACAGAUUUUUAUUGAUGAAGGAGCUGAUGUUAAUUCUUUAAAACCGAACGGGACCAAUGCUAUACACUUAUCAGCCGAUUUGGGUAAUGCUCAAUGCUUGGAAGCUUUAUUAAAAGCGCCAGGGGCCGAUCCUAAUGUUCGAAUUUGUAUACGAGAAAAAGAAUCAACGGCUUUGCAUUUGGCGGCAGAUGAAGGCAAUGUUGAAUGCGUUAACUUGCUAUUAGUUAAGGGAGCAGAUGCGAAAUUGAAAAAUCAUCGAGGAUUUACCGCCCUACAUUUAGCAGCUAGAACAUCGAGUUUAGAAUGUGUAGAAUCGUUAUUACGGAACGGCAAUGCAGAUCCCAAUGCCGAGGACUUCGAUCAUCGCACACCGCUGCAUGCCGCGAUUGGUAAAUCGGAAAACGCUUUCGACAUUCUAGAGACUCUAAUACAGUGGGGUGCGAACGUCAACCAUAAGGAUAUUUACGGUUUUACCGCUCUACAUUUAGCCGCCUUAGAUGGGUUAGCGCAAUGCGUUGAAAUGCUGAUCUAUCAUGGGGCCGAUGUAACGACUAAAUCAAAAAAAGGUACUUCGGCUUUGAAUGUGAUUACCCGUAAAACUCCCGCUUCGGUAGCCAUGAUACGUCAGAAAUUGGAUGCCGCCAUCACACUACAUCAUUCACAAGAUCCCGUGAAUAGAGAGGUAGAAUUAGAGUUAGACUUUCGCCAAUUGCUGCAGCAUUGUCAUCCCAGAGAGAUAAGCUAUUUAAAUACUUUCGUGGAUGAAGGUCAAAAGGAAAUACUCGAACAUCCAUUAUGCUCCUCAUUUCUAUAUAUAAAAUGGGGCAAGAUCCGUAAAUAUUAUAUAGGGCGUCUGAUAUUCUGCUUCACAUUUGUACUAUUCCUGACAUUGUAUGUACUCACUGCCUUAGCUCAUAAUUGCUAUAACGGCAGUAAAGAUGAUAACACCACAAUACAGGCUCAGGAAUUAUGCCAAAAGCAAUCGAUCUUAGGUGAUAUGUUGCGUAAUAAUCCAUUUGUUAUGGAGAUGCAAUGGUGGGUCCUUGUCGCCAUAACAAUAGUAGAAAUAUUUCGGAAACUGUACGGUAUCACGGGCUAUUCAUCAUUUAAACACUAUGUCACUCAAGUGGAGAACAUAAUGGAAUGGUUUGUGAUCACAAGCGUUUUUGUAAUAUCGUAUAUAUACACCAAGCAAACGUAUACAUUUCAAAAUCAUAUAGGAGCAUUUGCGGUACUAUUGGGUUGGACUAAUCUUAUGCUAAUGAUUGGACAACUGCCGGUAUUCGAUGUCUACGUAGCGAUGUAUACGCGCGUGCAAGGGGAGUUCGCAAAACUCUUUAUGGCCUAUUCAUGCAUGCUUAUAGGUUUCACAAUAAGUUUUUGCGUAAUCUUCCCAUCAUCUUCCUCAUUUGCUAAUCCAUUUAUGGGCUUCAUUUCAGUUUUAGUUAUGAUGAUAGGGGAGCAGGAUCUAUCGUUACUCAUAAAUGAUCCAGAUGGCAAAGAUCCACCUUUCCUGCUCGAAGUCAGUGCCCAGAUAACAUUUGUAUUAUUUUUAUUAUUUGUUACAAUUAUACUAAUGAAUCUCCUGGUAGGCAUAGCUGUGCAUGAUAUACAGGGGCUUAAGAAAACCGCAGGUCUUUCCAAAUUGGUAAGACAAACCAAACUAAUUUCAUAUAUAGAAUCGGCCCUCUUUAAUGGCUAUCUACCGACAUGGUUAAGAAAUUUACUGCACUAUACUGCUUUAGUAUCACCUCAAGCUUAUCGGGUAGUGCUAUGUGUAAAACCCUUAAAUCCAAGUGAGAAACGCCUGCCACGCGAUAUCUUAAUGAAAGCCUACGAAGUGGGAAAAAUGCGUAAACAUUUCGGUCAUACAAUAUCGGCCAAAAAUUCCGCUACUUAUUUGUCGUACAAAAAUAAAUACAAUAAUGAUAGUAAUCAAACGCCGACGACACCAUACGCUACGGAAGAUCUGGAGGCAACACUAAUCGGUAGCCUAACAACAAAAAUUGAUGAUAAUACCGAUCGUAUUGAGUAUUUAACACAAGAAAUACAAGAGCUCAGGCAGGCGUUAAUAACGCAACAACAACAGGCAAGCAAAGUUAUCGAUAAAUUAUUGAUAGUGAUAUCGAAUCAACAAAAAAAUAAUCUAAGAAGAUGAGAGAGAGAGAGAUAGAGAGAGAGAGAGUGUGUAUGUAAGUG
Glossina fuscipes is the source of this 3384-nucleotide messenger RNA. RefSeq names its product transient receptor potential channel pyrexia (gene wtrw). Gene Ontology annotation, cellular component: membrane. NCBI's taxonomy places the organism in Eukaryota, Metazoa, Arthropoda, Insecta, Diptera, Glossinidae. The coding region runs from base 446 to 3343 and encodes 965 amino acids. Gene Ontology annotation, molecular function: monoatomic ion channel activity; protein binding. The record is from RefSeq and is a predicted model, not a curated record. The transcript has 2 exons. Gene Ontology annotation, biological process: monoatomic ion transport; transmembrane transport.